CACAAAUAAACACAACGUUAAAAGCUGAGAGCGAAGAAACAACUGCAUUAUAAACACAGGACAAAAGCAAAGAAAUCACUUUAUUAUUCCUUUUUUUCGUGCAAUUUACUUGAAAAAAACAAACAACUAAACAACGUUUGUACCAAUGGCUUCAAAUCGCAUUUUGAUCAAGGGUGGUAAGAUUGUAAAUCAUGAUUUUUCCAUUAUAUCUGAUGUUUAUAUUGAAGAUGGUUUGAUCAAGGACAUUGGACAGAACCUGCAGCUGGAUAAUAUUACUGACCUGAGAAUUAUUGAUGCUACAGGGAAACUGGUUAUACCAGGGGGCAUAGACACACAUACACAUAUGCAAUUACCUUUCAUGGGCACUUAUGCUGUUGAUGAUUUCUACACAGGAACCAAGGCAGCUAUUGCUGGGGGCACAACAAUGAUAAUUGAUUUUGCAAUACCAAAAAAAGGGGCCUCUCUGAUUGAAGCAUAUAAUACAUGGAGAAACUGGGCAGAUCCCAAAGUUUGCUGUGACUAUAGCUUGCAUGUUGCAGUCACAUGGUGGAGCGAUAAGGUUAAAGAAGAAAUGAAGAUCCUCGUCAGAGAUAAAGGAGUUAAUUCCUUCAAGAUGUUCAUGGCCUACAAAGAUCUGUACAUGGUUAAUGAUAUUGAACUUUAUCAGGCCUUUUCUUGUUGUAAGGACCUUGGAGCAAUUGCUCAAGUGCAUGCUGAAAACGGGGAUUUAAUUGCUGAGGGUGCAAAGAAAAUGUUAUCCCUUGGAAUAACUGGGCCAGAAGGUCAUGAACUGUGUCGACCAGAAGAGGUGGAAGCAGAGGCCACUCAAAGAUCUAUCACUAUAGCUAACUCAGUCAAUUGUCCACUGUUUGUGGUUCAUGUUAUGAGUAAAUCUGCUGCUAAGGUUAUUGCUAACGCCAGGAGAGAAGGUAAAAUAGUAUUUGGAGAACCUAUUGCUGCAAGUCUUGGAACUGAUGGGACAAACUAUUGGCAUGCGGAUUGGGGUCAUGCAGCAGGACAUGUGAUGGGGCCACCGCUUCGCCCAGAUCCAAGUACCCCAGAAUAUCUUAUGAAUCUCCUGGCAAAUGAUGACCUAAGUGUGACUGGUACAGAUAACUGUACUUUUAACACGUGCCAGAAAGCACUCGGAAAGGACGAUUUCACAAAGAUCCCUAAUGGAGUAAAUGGUGUUGAGGACCGAAUGUCUGUUAUCUGGGAAAAAGGAGUGCACAGUGGUAAACUGGAUGAAAAUAGAUUUGUGGCUGUCACUAGCUCUAACGCAGCAAGAAUUUUUAACAUAUAUCCACAAAAGGGUAAAAUCGCUAAAGGAUCAGAUGCUGACAUCGUUAUUUGGGAUCCCGAAGCUACAAGGACAAUUUCUGUCAAGACACACCAUCAAGCUGUGAACUUCAACAUAUUUGAAGGGAUGGUUUGUCAUGGAGUUCCUUUGGUGACUAUUGUUGGAGGUCGUGUUGUUUAUGAGAAUGGCAUCCUGAAUGCUGUGGCAGGACAUGGGAAAUACAUUCCACGGAAACCUUUUGCAGAUUAUGUGUACAGUCGCAUUCUCCAGCGAGACGAGGUGUCCCAGCCUAAACCGGUACAGAGAAAACCGUACAAAGGAGAAGUGAUCCAGUUAAAGUAAUUAUGGCAAAAUCAACCAUCAUCAGGCAAAACCAACAAUCAAAGCAAAAAAGACCAGGGAUACAGAACAAUUUCUCUCAAAUGUGUUGUUUUCUUAAAUUACUCGAAAUAUACACUUUAUCUUAGUAAUGGUAAUCAUAUUAAUUAAACAGUUAUCAACAUGAUUUACUGACGGAAUAUGUUGUUAGGGAAACUCCCAAAGUAGCAUACAAUGAGCAGUUAUUGAUCAGUCAUUUGUACUUCCUGCUCGCUGUCAUAGCCUACUGUGAUAUAUUCAUAUUAUAUGAUUAUAUUAUUUUUAUAUAUUUACCUGCUACUAGGCAUUUAGCAGUAUAAUUUCAGUUUAAUAUUAGUAUAAGAGACAACUACAGAUGUAUUAAAGAUAAAUAUUAAAUACAUUUUUUAUUUCA
Messenger RNA from Bombina bombina (fire-bellied toad), 2051 nucleotides. It is a transcript of the gene DPYS, whose product is annotated as dihydropyrimidinase. Gene Ontology annotation, cellular component: cytosol; cytoplasm. Bases 146 to 1642 code for a protein of 498 amino acids. Lineage: Eukaryota; Metazoa; Chordata; Amphibia; Anura; Bombinatoridae. Gene Ontology annotation, biological process: pyrimidine nucleobase catabolic process. Gene Ontology annotation, molecular function: dihydropyrimidinase activity. The record is from RefSeq and is a predicted model, not a curated record. The transcript has 10 exons.